Molecule: messenger RNA, 1432 nt
Organism: Puccinia graminis f. sp. tritici CRL 75-36-700-3
Lineage: Eukaryota; Fungi; Basidiomycota; Pucciniomycetes; Pucciniales; Pucciniaceae
Exons: 5
Coding region: 451-1014 (187 amino acids)
Source: RefSeq, a predicted model, not a curated record
CAAGUUCCCUCCAAGGUGGAACUGGGCUGGGUAUAAAUCAACAAAUGUGUAGAUCAGCAACCAACUCGUCAUCGGUGAGGAUCGAUGCCCUCUGGUACUACAAUUGAGACUGUAUCGUGGGACUAGCGGAUCAAUCGAUACAGGAGCAUACAGGAGCUUGCAAGAAUCAUUAAAGUUCAAGUUCCGAACAUUCCAAUCCGAACAAGACCAGCAGCGCAGAUCAUCAGUACACCACACUUGAAGUUCAUCAACUUUGUUACAUACCCAGCUGGACUCCCUAAGGCAUCGCCAGUUCCGCCGUGCCAAUUGAGCUCUUCACUGCUUUCGAUCGUCCUAGCAUCUACUCAGAUACACCACCCUGGACCCCCGACGUUUUCCUCGGACGACCGUAUAAAUCCCUAGGAGCACAGCGCAAAGUCUGCCCCUGAAUGCAAGUAGACAGAGUAGCGGAUGGGUGAAAUUGGACCGUCUCCAGGUCGCGAGGCCGAAGGAGCUAUAACUAUUGUAGUAUCGCCACUAAUCACGGUCUUGGCGAUGAUCAUCGGAUGUUCGAUUCUUGAUGACACGGGCGAGAGCGACUACCAUCCGUUAUAUAUUGCUGCUCGGAUGGGCGCCCUGGGCGGCCCGAUUGCUGCCUUAUUUUGCGUCUUGAUCGCCGCCGCGCUUUCCCAAGAAGCUCUGGAAAAUCCGGCCGAACCUAUCGAGGCCAUCCGACUCAUGCGGAAGGUCGAGGGCGUUCGAACGGGCUGGGUCAUCAUCACUCCUUAUAUGAUUGGAAUUGCAGGGGGCCCGAUAGGCUCUGGGAUCUUACGGGCAGCCGAUUUAGCACAUUCUAUCUCACCAAUUUCUGCCGUCAAAGCCACUGCAAUCGGGGGGAUCUUUGCCACGCCGAUUUAUUAUCUUGUUGCUUAUCUGGUGAUGAUAGCCCUCAGGCCCUGUACCUCAGACGAUACCUUAGACGAAAUUGAAACCGAGUCGGCGAUGGCUAGAAGCCGAGCUUCAACCCAAGUCUGAAAGCCUCGAAAGAGAAGCUCGACUUGAAACCUUACCCCUCCCGAUGACCACCCCUAUCUCAAAUGGAUUCCUGAUUGAUUACAUUGUUCAAAGAUUCAAGGCUUCGCAAAUAAGACUUAUCCUCAAAAUUAAUAUUCUUGCUUAAAUAUUCAAAUAUACUCGUCCAUUGACUGUUGAAAGAGCAAAAUCGUGUUGCAUACAUUAGCAUGUAGGUUUAGGAAACGUUUGUACUUGUAUUUUGGCGCCCUGCUUAGCUGGAACGUCCACCCUAUUUAAUAUUCUUUUCAUUUUUUUUUUGCUCAAGGGCCAGCUUUGGAGGGGAUGUAUCAAAUGGAGAACUUGCUGUUGGCCUUAGACAUUGUGUCCAAAAGGUCUUCAAAGCCAUGAACAAUUGAAUCUGGAAUAUUAUGAAUUAACA